AUGCACUAUUAUGGGGAGCGGUAUAAACACCUGUACCUACCGGGAUCUAGCUAUAUCACUGAAAGCAUCCAGCAGUGCACGCCCCAGUCUGAUGCAUGCAGUACCACAUGCCACCCCGUGAGUGUGAUCAAGAGCCCAAUGCCGAGAUGGCAAAGCUACACGCAACCUUUCACUUACGUGUGCCCACAGCCAAGUGUAAGCCAGAUGUCUCUGCUGUCUUGUCAGCCCAAUGUACAACAGUGCAUCCUGCUGUACCCUGAGCCUUGCGAGACUACUCGCCUUCUGCCCUGCAGGAAGCCCAGCCUGAAGCUGAGCACGAUGCAGAAUUUCCAGCCCUGUGAGACCAGCUGCCCUGAGAAAAAGCGUACGGCCAAGAGCCUCCCACCAUGCGCACCCAGGUGCCCAGAGCCAAGCAAACUCAAGUUCCCACCAUGUGGGAUCAAGUACUCGUCCUCGUGCAAGGACGAAUGCAGGUCGCAGAAGAUAUCCAAAUGCUCAUCCCAGCGGUACGGCACGGAGCUCCGGUCCCUGCAGGGGAUGACCAGCGGCUAUUCUCUGCCACUGCAGGGAGUCACCGAGUGCCCCCCGCAGCAGUGCAUAACGCAGUCUUUCCUGCAGGAAUGCACGAGCAGUUUCCCCCAGCAGAAGUGCAUGAAGGGCUACCCGAUGCAGGAGUGUGUCACCACUUACUCCUCGCAGCAAUGUGUAAGCAAGUGCCCGCCGCAGCCACAUGUGCCCAAGUGUCUCCCUGGGCAGGAAAUAAAGGAGCGCUCCUUGCAACACACAGCUAAAUGCUCGCUGCUGCAGGAGGGAGUCAAGCACAAGAGCUCAUCCACACAACACCUAAACAAGUCCAAGUGCCUCUACCCACGGGCCACCCAGCACUCGAACCAGCAUCAUGCAGGGGGAGUGAAACGUUCAAGCCACUCCAAGAAGAGUCGCUGUGCUUCAAAAUGGCUGUGGUAA
Haliaeetus leucocephalus (bald eagle) is the source of this 966-nucleotide messenger RNA. RefSeq lists its product as uncharacterized. The transcript has a single exon. The coding region runs from base 1 to 966 and encodes 321 amino acids. The record is from RefSeq and is a predicted model, not a curated record. Lineage: Eukaryota; Metazoa; Chordata; Aves; Accipitriformes; Accipitridae.